UCUCUUCUGUGGUCAUGGUAUUUUGUCUUUAUGUCAUUCUAUGCAAAGUCAUUUACGUCUGAAAUUUAGGAAAAAGAAAAUAUCUCUCGUCUCGAAAUCUUCGUCAAACAAAUAAAAUCAUCAUGUCUGAUUGGGAUACUGUAACCGUUCUAAAAAAGAGAGCCCCCAAGGCCUCAACAAUGAAGAGUGAACAGGCUGUGAACGCCGCACGUCGUCAAGGUGUCCAAGUCGAUACACAGUUGAAAUGGGGAGCUGGUAGCAAUAAACAACAUGUAGCCACAAAAAACACAGCAAAACUAGAUCGUGAGACCGAAGAACUGAAGCAUGAAACAGUCUCCUUGGAUCUGGGAAAACUUAUCCAACAAGGUCGUCAGGCCAAAAAUAUGAGUCAGAAGGAACUGGCCACUAAAAUCAAUGAAAAACCACAAAUUAUUACUGAUUAUGAAGCUGGAAGAGGCAUUCCAAAUAAUAUUAUCAUUGGAAAAAUUGAACGAGUACUCGGAAUUAAAUUGAGAGGAAAAGACAGAGGAAAGGCACUACAACUUGGUGACAAAAAAUAAAGGUCCUUCAGAUGUGGAAAGUGGAGGAAUUGUUGUAUUUAAAUCUUGAUACGAUUGUUAGAUUUCAAUUUGCAUUUAAUUUAAAGUUUCUCUGAGUUU
This is a messenger RNA of Harmonia axyridis, 659 nucleotides long. RefSeq names its product endothelial differentiation-related factor 1 homolog (gene mbf1). Bases 123 to 560 code for a protein of 145 amino acids. Gene Ontology annotation, molecular function: DNA binding. The transcript has 2 exons. The record is from RefSeq and is a predicted model, not a curated record. NCBI's taxonomy places the organism in Eukaryota, Metazoa, Arthropoda, Insecta, Coleoptera, Coccinellidae. Gene Ontology annotation, cellular component: nucleus.